GUGGUGGGUUCUAUUAUGUCUCUCAUUUCUUCUCUGCUCAUUUCGCUUCUUCCAAUGAUCGCGCAAGAAGAGAUGCGGGUAGCGAGAUUUUGGGCUUCGAGGGGGCGCGAGCGUGUCACCGGCGAAUCGCGGCGUAAAAUCACCGUCUGACAAAGACGCGUCGAGAUCUGAGUGCGUUUGAGGCCAGAUACGAUGAUGAUGAAGAAGACGACGAGACGAGCGGACAGCCUGCGAGCUCAGCCUGCUUUACCGCAGUGGAUGCGCAUGUAUUUCUACGGGAUGCACGGAGUCACGCUGGACAUCCUGCUGUCCUCCGCGUGCAGGUUCCUGGAUCACAACGACUUCAGACUGCUGGGGUUCUCCUCUCCGUAUCUGUGCGUCGUGCACUCUAUUACGCAUCUGGUAUUGGAGAAGAUCUACCUGCAAAAAAGAUGCUUUCAAGAGCGACCUGUCGUUUUCCACCUCGUCUUCUACCCUUCCUUGUACAUCUGCCUGCAGAUCCUAAUUGGGAAUGUGGUGACCUGCACGGAGAACAUCAGAGUGGUUUCCGUCACGCAGCUCGUUGUGCAUUACAUCCUGGCUUUGUACUUCACAAAUGUCUUUCAUAAAGGCUUCCUGAGUCUGCAGUAUCAGGACAAGCGGGUGUUAUUGAGGUCAUCCCACCCGAAUGGGUUACACGGCGUCCUGCGCUUCGUGUUCUUCGGGAUGCAUGGCUUUCUGGACGAGGUGCUCUUCACCUCUGUGUUCAACUUGUUUGAGAAAGCGGACCGGGCCUUGAGUGGCCACACGUCCCUGUGGUCCUUCCUCAUGUAUGGGAGCUGCAGCUUCGUGGUGGAGAAGCUCUACCUCCAUCUGCACUUCAGGAGAGGAUGGGGAACCUUGCAGCGGCUUCCCAUCUACAUCUGCUUCAUUUACAUGUGGGAGUUCAGCUGGGGCUUUGCUCUGAGACAGUAUGACGCCUGUUCCUGGGACUAUUCCCACUAUCCUCUCAAUUUCAUGGGACUGGUAACAUUGCUGUAUCUUCCAGGAUGGGUCUGUCUGAGUCUGUAUCAAGACAUCUUGUCGAAUGUUCUGCUGAGGGUUGUGUGCAAUGAUAGGAAUGACGAGGAGAUGCCAAACGCUGGCGCCAAUGGACGCCUGCUGCCAAAAGGGAAGCUGGAGGAGGACAAACUGCAUGUGGGCUUUUCCUAAGAUAUGCUCCCGGGACCAGCAGAGGGGCAUUUGAACGUUUGAUGCUUGAGAAAGAAUUAAGAAGCUUUUUCAAAAGAGGAGGUCAGGGCUAGUUGUCACUUCAGGUUUAUUUUUGAAAGUCAAUUUCUGUAUCGAGACGCACUGUAGAAUUCAGAAAAAAAAUAUACUGUACUUUAAAUACUUUAAGUGGGGCAAGUUGUCACACUGUAUGGGGUAAGUUGUCACAAUGACAACCUGACUUCUGUUAGAAUACCAGGCUGUGUAAUAGCUUUUUUGCUAUAUUUAAAUAACAAAUUAAUUGUGAAGCAUGAAAAAUGUUAACACAGACAAAUAUCAGUUUUAGCAUAUCGUAGUGAUAAUAUAGAAUAUAUAGUAUUUAUAAAAAAGUAUAUUAGUCAUUUUAUAGUAGCUACAAUAUUAGUGUUGUAUACUUUAUAUAAGAAUAUUUCAUUUUAAAAAAUAUUAAUUUAAUUUCUAUACAUUUAUAAUUACAAUUAUUAAUAAUUAAUAAUAAUGUAUAUGAAUGUAUUUUUUAAAUUAAUAAUAACAUUAAUAAUAACACUAAUUCUGUAAAAUUACAACGUUUAAUACAUGUGACAGCUUGCCCUGAUAAAACUGUGACAACUUUCUAAAAAAAUAUAGAUGUAUAAUAUUAACUUAUUUUUGCUUGGAGAACAGAAUUUUUAAAAACAAUAAUAUUUUGUUAAAAACAAAUUUUCCAAGUAAACUCUUUCAACUUUAAAAUGUCCCUUUUAAUUCAGUGUGUCACUUGCUGUUUCUUUGCACUUAUUUGUGAAAUUUACUAACAAUUUCUGAGUGAAAACUGUUUCAAAGACAAGAUAGAUAAUAUAAUAAGAUAGAAAUAGUAGUUACUCGGAUGUGACGAGUUUCAUGUGCGACAACUAGCCCCGUUCUCUCCGACUUUAUUUGAAUGUAUUUAUUGUAUGAGGUCACAUGAUGUAAUUUUUAAGUGGCUUAGUAAAAAUUCACCUUACUGGCCAAAACCCUCCAACAUUUGGUAUGACAGAAAAGCCCAGGAUGUGCACACAAGGACAGAUGCACCUGCUCUCAGAGGUAUAAACAAAACCCAUAAAUUGCUGGUUCUCAGGGGGAUUUUCGUACCAGCGUUACACCCUCAGAGAAACGUUUCCUCAGAGAAACAAAGGUAGCUGCAUUAACAGCCUUAAUGUGCUUUUAAACCUAAUGUGUACAAGAUAAACCUUAUGAACUGCCAUUGCACACACAGAGCAGGAUUUCACAAAUUACUAACACAGAUAACCCUGCUGGGCUUUGAUGGUUAUUGAAUAUUGGGCAUCUGGAUGAUAGUUUUACUGCAUGAUGGGAUUUAUGAGGACGAUCUCCCCUCAUAACUGCAUGCGUCAGGAUUUUGCAUGUGGAGAUAGCAGCAUUCGUCCUGAUAAUGAGCCGCUCUGCUUAUACCGUAGCAAACUGAUUGUGAGAGAAAUUGUGACUCUUUGUGGAGCGAUACCUUUAGCUUUAAACAGGACGAGAGUGCCUUCUUUAACACUUCUAGGCAGCUGCACUUCUGUAAUCAAAACUCUUUCGAAGUAUUGCAUUCGUUCAGGCGUAUCUCAGUUCAUCUCUUAUAAAAACGAGGCCUCAAGAUGCAGGGUUUUUAGGAAUAGAGAAAACCGAUUCGUAAUCGAUCUACUUACGGCAGCUAAAGCUGAGCAUUUAUGAACAACGCUGUCUCAAAGUAUAGAGACUUUCACAACGGUCCAACUUUAUUAAAUAUUUGAGCACCGUGCACUGUGAAUAACUACUGUGGUCCCUCAAAAGAGUGGUUGUUCUUGAACAUAUGACUGAAUUGAUCUAUAUUCCUUGUCUUUGUACGAAAAAAAAAUCCUUUUCCAAAAGAUUUGUUUGAGAGAAACUGCCAAAGCUUAGAACAAUGAAUUUUUAAAGGAAUAGUUCACCCAAAAAUGAAUAUUUGCUGAAAUUUACUCACCCUCAGGACAUCCAAGAUGUAGAUGCAUUUGUUUGUUCAUCUGAUUUGGAGAAAGUUAGCAUUAUAUCACU
This is a messenger RNA of Cyprinus carpio (common carp), 3231 nucleotides long. RefSeq names its product transmembrane protein 229A-like. The record is from RefSeq and is a predicted model, not a curated record. Lineage: Eukaryota; Metazoa; Chordata; Actinopteri; Cypriniformes; Cyprinidae.